Messenger RNA from Lolium rigidum, 1280 nucleotides. Its product is annotated as N-(5'-phosphoribosyl)anthranilate isomerase 1, chloroplastic-like. Gene Ontology annotation, molecular function: phosphoribosylanthranilate isomerase activity. The transcript has 5 exons. Gene Ontology annotation, biological process: L-tryptophan biosynthetic process. Bases 243 to 1046 code for a protein of 267 amino acids. The record is from RefSeq and is a predicted model, not a curated record. Lineage: Eukaryota; Viridiplantae; Streptophyta; Magnoliopsida; Poales; Poaceae.
UGGAAUUGUCCAACUCCUCUUUUCACCUACCACAACGUCAGUCCUCUCCCCGGUUCCGAACGAACCCCCGCUUUACCAACCCAAUCCGGUAGACAGGCUCUGCCGUUUUCUGCCGCCUAUCUUCUUCUUCUCUCCCUCAAAAUCUGCAACGGCAACGGCAACCAGCAAUCCAGGCCUGCCGGGUUGGUUUCUGUGCUGGAUUGGUUUUUUCUGCUCGCGCCCAUCUCCAGUGUCCACGAUUAAUGGCGCCAUCGAUCUCAGUAAGACAGCCUCAACGAAUUUCUAUAUUGCAUACCAAUGUACAUACAAGAAUUCCUCUAGUUAAAACGUCUUGCUUGGCGAUGAAGAGUGCUCACGGAUCAAACACCGUUACAUCUUCACUACAAAGUCAUGAAGGUGCCAAAGUUAUCCAGCCUGUUGUCAAAAUGUGUGGCAUCACAACGGCCAAAGAUGCUGAAAUCGCUUUGGAGGCAGGAGCUAAACUUAUUGGCAUGAUACUUUGGCCUAACUCUAAACGCUCUGUCGCAUUAUCAGAAGCAAAAGAAAUUUCAAGAGUAGCACAAUCUUAUGGGGCUGAAUCAGUUGGUGUUUUCGUAGAUGAUGACGAAGAGACAAUAUUAAGAGUGUCUGAUUCAUGUCGCCUUAAUUUAGUCCAGCUCCAUGGAGAUGAAUCCCGUUCAUUGCUUCAUGUGCUUUCAAAGGAUAAACGUAUCAUUUAUGUCCUAAAUGCUGCUGAUGAUGGAAAACUUAUUAAUGCUCCUCCUCAUGAAGAAUAUGUGCUUGACUGGUUCUUAGUGGACAGUGCGAAAGGCGGAAGUGGCAAGGGAUUCAACUGGCAGAAAUUUCAGAUGCCACCUGUUAGAAGCAAGAAUGGAUGGCUAUUGGCUGGAGGCCUUCAUGCUGAUAAUGUUUGCGAGGCAGUGUCUGUUCUGAAGCCAGAUGGACUCGAUGUUAGCAGUGGCAUUUGUGCCGCUGAUGGAAUUCGAAAAGACCCCGAGAGAAUUUCUUCUUUCAUGAGCAACGUAAAAUCCCCGAGCAGAUCAUAAGGAUAUUUGUGUGUUUGGAGCAUAAAUUUGUCUAGUCGGCUCACCAUUGCGGAUACUGAAGCGACUUGCGUUGAAAGCUAGUCGUUUGACAUGGCAGUGAUAAACACCGUUGAGGUUAAAGGCGCAGCAGUACCAGAUAUCUGAAGACUAAUCUUUCUAUGUAUUAGAAGUUAUUUGGUACAUAUUCAUUUGUCUGGUUACUGGGUGGGUAGAAGAUAUUUCGUUCCUUCGGUG